GCCUCUUCCAACCGUCCGAGUCCUUUCACCAAGGAUCUUGAAUUGUGUGUAAGUCUCUCAGUGGCCCCAGGACGUUCUGAUAGUCUGUAAAUAUGGCUCUCGAUCUAUCUGUAUACUUGGUCACCGACUCGACCCCUGCCAUUCUCAAGGGUCGGGAUCUCUGUACUGUCGUCGAAGAGGCCCUCAAAGGAGGCGUGACUAUUGUGCAGUACCGCGAGAAGAAGGCCGACACGGGAGCUCAAAUCGAGACAGCCAGGAAGCUGCACCAGAUCACCAAGGCCUAUGGAGUGCCAUUGCUGAUCAACGACCGUGUUGAUGUUGCUCUGGCCGUGGGAGCGGAGGGUGUCCACCUUGGCCAAGAUGACAUGGCGAUUGAGGUAGCGAAAAAGCUUCUCCCAGAGAAUGCCAUCAUCGGUAUCAGCGCGGGGUCUGUUGAGGAGGCCCAGAAGGCGAUUGCGGCGGGCGCCGACUAUCUCGGCAUUGGCACCAUGUUCGCCACGCAAACGAAAACGAACACAAAAUUAAUCCUUGGUACAGCCGGUACCCAAGCCAUUCUGGAAGCCAUCUCCGAGACGGGCCGGACGGUGGGAACCGUCUCCAUCGGUGGAAUCAAGCAGUCGAAUGUGCAACGCGUCUUGUACCAGUCCCGUGCGCCGAACAAGGGGUUGGAUGGCGUUGCCAUCGUCAGUGGUAUCAUGGCUGCUGAUGAUCCCAAGGCUGCCGCGGCCGAGUUCGUCAAGCUCGUUGCCAGCCCCCCUGCAUUCGUACACAGUGAGCCGUCGGCUUCGGCGCGGGACACCACCGCACUCCUCAAGCAGGUUCCCCAGGCGAUUCAAGAUAUGGUAAAGGCUCAUCCGCUGGUACACAAUAUGAUCAACUAUGUCGUGGCCAACUUUGUUGCCAACGUCGCUCUUUCCAUGGGCGCUUCCCCAAUCAUGUCUCCAUACGGCGACGAAGCCGUCGACCUCCGUCAAUUCGGCGGUGCGCUGGUGAUCAACAUGGGCACUCUCACCAGCGAGAGCAUCCCCAAUUACCUCAAGGCUCUGCAAGCAUACAACGAGCGCGGAAACCCGGUGGUAUACGAUCCAGUCGGCGCGGCUGCGACCGGCAUCCGUCGGGGCGCAGUCAAGCAGCUCAUGGCGGGGGGAUACUUCAACCUCAUCAAGGGCAACGAGGGUGAAAUUCGACAGGUAUUCGGGAGCAGUGGCGUGACACAGAGGGGUGUCGACAGCGGCCCCAGCAGCCUUGACGACCAAGGAAAGGCUCGGUUGGCUCUUGAGCUUGCUAAGCGAGAGCGGAACCUCGUUCUCCUGACCGGUGCGGUUGAUUACCUGAGCGACGGCGAGCGCGUCAUUGCCGUGGAAAACGGCCACGAACUUCUCGGCCAGGUCACGGGAACCGGCUGUGCUGUUGGUACGGUUGCUGGAUGCUUUCUGGCCGCCAAUCCGAAAGACAAGCUUCUUGCCGUGCUGGCGGGUCUUCUGAUGUACGAGAUCGCUGCCGAGAACGCGGCGGCGAGGGAGGAUGUGCGGGGGCCGGGAAGCUUUGUUCCUGCUUUCCUGGAUGAGCUGUAUGCCAUCCGGCAGGCCGCGUCGAAGGGGGACGACAGUUGGUUUAGUGAGCGGGCGAAGGUGCGAGAGAUUUCUCUGUAGAUAGAGUGGUACCCAGUUGUUAUGAUGUGUGUAGUUAUAGUACAGUAUGUUCCGGCAGUUUGAUAUGUCUGCCCGAUAAACAAGGCAGCCAAUACCUCGGCC
Molecule: messenger RNA, 1754 nt
Organism: Aspergillus brunneoviolaceus CBS 621.78
Lineage: Eukaryota; Fungi; Ascomycota; Eurotiomycetes; Eurotiales; Aspergillaceae
Product: bifunctional hydroxyethylthiazole kinase/thiamine-phosphate diphosphorylase
Exons: 8
Coding region: 93-1652 (519 amino acids)
Biological process (GO): thiamine biosynthetic process
Cellular component (GO): cytoplasm
Molecular function (GO): thiamine-phosphate diphosphorylase activity; hydroxyethylthiazole kinase activity; ATP binding
Source: RefSeq, a predicted model, not a curated record